Molecule: messenger RNA, 1221 nt
Organism: Danaus chrysippus (African queen)
Lineage: Eukaryota; Metazoa; Arthropoda; Insecta; Lepidoptera; Nymphalidae
Source: the annotation of a GenBank genome assembly
AUGAAGCUGGAAGUGAGCGACAGUCAUUCUAAUCACUCCGAUUUCUCCUGCGAUAGCCAGUCUUCGCAGGAUUCUUCCACAAAUGACUUCAUACCUUCAGUACCAACGUCGAGAUCCUUGCUCACAUUGGCUAACCUAGAGGGCCUCCAGUCGGGGGUCCCAACCCGCACCACGGCGACCAUAACCCCCACACAGUUGCGCAACUUCGAACAGACUUACAUCGAGUUGAGCAACUGCCGCAGCGAACAGGCGAACCACGCGGGCUUCGUACCGCCUUCCGUCACGCAGGCCAACAAUUACGGCAUCCUGAAUUCGGCGGCGUACUGUGACUCGGGCCCGACGACACUGCAUGUGUCGCCGGGCCCAUUAUCAGCGAGCGGCGACAGCAGCAGCAGUCCCGGUCUACCAGCUCCAAAGAGGAGGAACAUGGGCGGCAGAAGACCUACCAAAGCUCCCCAAGACAUCUCACCAGAAGAGGAGGAACGCAGGAAGAUACGCCGCGAGAGAAACAAAAUGGCAGCAGCGCGCUGUCGCAAACGAAGAUUGGACCACACAAACGAAUUGCAAGAGGAAACAGAUAAGCUGGAAGAAAAGAAGCAAGCGUUACAGGAAGAGAUCCGCAAGCUGAGCUCGGACAGGGAUUCGCUGCAGGCUCUACUACAGAAUCACAUGCACAGCGGGUGCAGACUGAACAAACGAUCUACCAGCCCGCCUGAUGUGAAGCCGUUCCAGGACUCGUACGACUACCAGGAGAUGACCGGCCAGGGGGUCAGGGUGAAGGAGGAAGUGAUGGACCCUUCAGUGGACCCCGUACUGGGGUUGGACAAUGAAAUAUUCACCUCGCCGACGCCGGACAAAAGGAUAAUGCUGUCGGCGGCCAAUCCAGCCGUGUUGACGGGCACCUCGCUGGACACACCCCCCGUCCGGCCCUCCAGACCCAGCUUCCUACAAGUACCCCACACACUCACACCCGCACAGAUCCACAACAACAAAUUGAGCAACAACAACAAAAUCCCCGGCAUCGAGAUCAGCACUCCAAGCAACGGUAUUCCAUUCAACUUCGACAGCCUGAUGGAAGGCGGGACGGGGCUGACACCCGUGCACCCUCACCCGUUCGCGCACCCUCACCCACACGCGCACCCUCACCCGUGCGGCCAGCAGCAGCGCGCCGCCCCCGACCUCGCCUCGCCAGACGCACAGAACAGCCUCGUCAGCCUCUGA